Messenger RNA from Diprion similis, 455 nucleotides. RefSeq names its product cytochrome c oxidase assembly factor 3, mitochondrial (gene Ccdc56). The coding region runs from base 98 to 361 and encodes 87 amino acids. Gene Ontology annotation, cellular component: mitochondrial inner membrane. Gene Ontology annotation, biological process: mitochondrial respiratory chain complex IV assembly. NCBI's taxonomy places the organism in Eukaryota, Metazoa, Arthropoda, Insecta, Hymenoptera, Diprionidae. The record is from RefSeq and is a predicted model, not a curated record. The transcript has 2 exons.
UCAUCAUGGACAUCAUGGUAUUCAUGGUAGCAAUCGACAUAACGUACUUGGAUUGAAGAUCAUCCCGUAUUUCUUGCAACAUAGAGAUCGUUGUGCAAUGGCUGAUGAGCAGAUGCCAAAAAUUCACGAAGGGAAAAACUUUCGUAAAUUGUCGAUUGUGGAACAAGAGUACAUGCGGAUUAUAGAAGAGAAGAAUCUUGAGAGAGUAAACAGGUUGAAACGAAUGCGAAGAAACAAUAGAAUAACCGGUCUAUCGCUAGGGGCAAUGGUUUUAGGAAUAUACGGAUACUCCAUGUACGCAGUUCGCCAGGAAAAUUUUCUUGAUGAUUUUGAAGAGCCAGCAAAAACGACAGAACAGUAAUUAUCACGAAGACAACAAUAAUAUAGUAUUAGAUAUAUUCAUAGAUUGUUACGAUCUAACACUGAAAAAAUAUACAGAAAAUAAUAAGUUCACA